AUCGUUCAUCGUCCACCACCACCACCCAAUUCGCUGUAGCGAUAAUAGCAUAAAAAACAAAUUAAACAAAUAAUCUUAGCUUGAGCCGGUCGCUGAAGCCGACCAAUUGCCGCCGCCGCACAGCAGAGCACGUGAGCUACAUUGGCCAUGUACGCGACCAACAAUGGCGGCACGAAUAAGGCGCCAAACAGCAAUGCCGCCACAACGCUGUUCGACAACACAAUUACCGUGACACCGAUCAAGGUGGAUCUGAGCGGACCCAUGUCGCAGGCCUACGCAGCUGGCAAGGUAACGACGACUGCUGUUCAGCGACGAACGCCCAACGCUGUGGUCGUUACAUCCCAACAGCAGAUUCCCCAGCAGCUUCCCCAACAACAGCAACAACAACAGCAGCAGCAGCAGCAGCUUCAACAAUCUGCCACGGCCACACUGACGAUGCCCAUGCAGGCGACGCUGGUCUCUAAUGCCUGCACCAUUGUGAAUCCCGGAAUGACGAUGACGGUGAAUGCCAGUCCCAGUCCCAGCACGCCCAAGGAAAAGGCCACGAAGGCGACACGGACGCAAGUGGCCCGGAAGCCGCCGCCGACCAUCGACAACUUCUGGCCGAAUAUCGUGAGCGAGGUGCACGGGAUCGGGCAGGUUGAUGCCAAGCAUCAGGUUCUGCCCUUGGCGCGCAUCAAGAAGAUCAUGAAGCUGGACGAGAACGCCAAAAUGAUAGCUGGCGAGGCACCGCUGCUGUUUGCCAAGGCCUGCGAAUACUUCAUCCAGGAGCUGACCAUGCACGCCUGGGUGCACACCGAGGAGAGUCGCCGGCGCACGCUGCAGCGCUCGGACAUCGCCCAGGCCAUAGCCAACUACGAUCAGUUCGAUUUCCUCAUCGACAUAGUGCCGCGGGAGGAGAUCAAGCCAUCGUCGGCGCAAAAGGGCAAAGAUUCCAUGGGAGCGUGCUCGACCACUGGGAUGGCCGGGUCCGUUGCCGGCAGCUCUGUUGGCCACAGCUCCGCCUCCUCCGCCGCCACAGCCACCGCCACGAGCAAUUUCAGCUUGGGCGGCACCACUGUACCUUCUGCCACGGCCACCCUCAAGAUGGACACCAGCAGCGCUGCGACCGCAGCCGAGGUACUCGGCUUCAGCACCGUCAAUCAGGACAUUUUCACCGCCCAACUGCAGCAGCAUCAGCACCAGCAGCAGCAGCAGCAGCAACAACAACAUCAGCCCCAGCACGUGCAGAUCAUCCAGCAGGCCGGUGGCCAUGCGGGAGGCCAGCAGCUGCAGUACUUCAUUGCGCUGCCGGGGCAGCAGGGCACGCAGCUGGUGCAGCAAGUGCAGCAAGUGCAGCAGGUGCAGCAGCAGCCAGCUCAGAAUCACUUGUCCCAGAGUCUAGGCCUUAAUAUUGUGGCCGCACAGCAGCCCACACAGCAGCUGAUUCUCACCACCGGCCCCAACGGGCAGCUAACCGCCACUCCGGCGCCGACAACGGCGGCCCAGCAGCAAACGGCACUGCUCCAGAAUCUCGCCCAGCAGCAUCACCAGCAGCAGCAGCAACAGCAACAACAACAGCAGCAGCAGCAGCAACAGCAACAAAUCCAGAUAAUUCAGCAGGUGGUGGGACCAACGGGAGAGAUAACCAAUGUGCCCAUUGCCAUCACUGCGAGCCACUUGCAGCUGCUGCGACUGCAGAUGCAGCAGCAGCAACAACAGCAGCAGCAACAACAGCAGCAACAGCAACAAGUCGCAGCCGCUGCACAAUUGGCUGGGCAGCAGCAUGGGCAACAGCAGCAGGUGAUCAUACCCACAAAUCUGCUGACGGCACAGCAGCUCAUACAGCUGGGGGCGACGCCCGCGGGCACAGCCACCCACCAGCAGCAGCAUCAUCAUCAGCAGCAGCAGCACCACCACCAGCAGCAGCAUCAGAUUCAGGUUCAGGUGCAACAGCAGCAGCAUGUAAAUCUCAGCCAGAGCAACUCGAGCACCGUCACCAAUGCCACGCCCAUAUACAUCAAUUCGACGGUAUCGAGUGCGCAGACGGCAACGCAAUCGCAACAGCAACAGCAGCAGCAGCAAACGCAGGCGCAAACGAUCACCACAAUGUCCACGGAUCGGACGCUGACUGGAGGGUUUCGGUAAAAGCUCAGAGUGCUGAGAUCUAUGUCUCCACCUCCCUCACCACCCAGCGCAUACCGCUCCAAAGAGAAAGAGUUUUAGAGGAGAGGCUUAGUUUUGUGGACAGAUUUGUGGACAACUAGCAAUCAUAUCGAAGCAUCGGCAGGCAUUGGCAAUGGCAUUGGCAAUGGCAAUGGCAUUGAUUGCGCCAUUCCCCUGUCAUCCAGCACAAUGUAUAUUAUAAAUAUUUAGUUUAUAUCGGAUAAUAGAGCCUAGAAGAUGGAUUAUACAUAGAUAGUUCUAAGUUUUAGAUGAGAUUCUCUUCAGUGUAGAAAUGAUUUCAGAUUUGAAUUUAUAUGCAAAAUAUCCUUGCAGAUUCUUACACUAGAAGCAGCAUAUAUAGCCAGCCAGCCAUCCGUGUGUAUAUAUAGAGUAGAGUAGAAUACUCCACCCCGUCUGUCCGUCUGCGAGCUGUAGCUGUACAACUUUGGCACACAAAACUGAGGCAUAAGUGUCUGUUUUGCCUGCUAGCAUCACCAAAAUUUACGAGAAUAAAACUUGUAGUUGGAUGAGCGGACAAACGAUCGAUCUGCAAGGGUAUCGCACAUGCUUCGGGGCAACCGAAGGUAGCACCUUCCUUCCUUUCCUCCUUUCUUGUUAAUAUAGACACCCGGAGACGCGCGAGAGUUCCAAGUCUCAAGCAGUAUGCCAAAACGGAUGAGUUAUUGUGAACUGCUUCGGGGCCUGCAGGUUUCACCACUCCUCCAACCACCAAACACACACAAAAACACACAUCCACCAUCCACAUUUUAAAGCUAGCACUUAGAGAUAACACAGCCGAGGAUGCACGCACCACGCAUCCCUCCCGCAUAUGUGGGGCUGUGCAUCCUCGGGGGUUUAUUAUGUAUUUGUAUGUGUAACUAGGAUAAGAUCUAAAAACAAUUAUAAGCAACAAGGACUAUGUGCCAGAUGCGACUGUGUAC
Messenger RNA from Drosophila guanche, 3086 nucleotides. It is a transcript of the gene Nf-YC, whose product is annotated as nuclear transcription factor Y subunit gamma. Bases 148 to 2127 code for a protein of 659 amino acids. Gene Ontology annotation, cellular component: CCAAT-binding factor complex; nucleus. The record is from RefSeq and is a predicted model, not a curated record. The transcript is spliced from 3 exons. Gene Ontology annotation, biological process: regulation of DNA-templated transcription. Gene Ontology annotation, molecular function: DNA-binding transcription activator activity, RNA polymerase II-specific; protein heterodimerization activity. Lineage: Eukaryota; Metazoa; Arthropoda; Insecta; Diptera; Drosophilidae.